ACUCCCGGCGGCAACAGAGAGGAUGUUGGGGGAAUGGCUCGAGGAUGAGGCAGACUUCAUAUAUGACAAGGGCAGGAAGGAUCAUGCAGACAGGGACAAGGUGUUCCGGGCCUUCUCAGAUAAAGCGAAGUCCCUUGACACUCCCAUCACUGGCCCCCAGCUAAAGCAGUGGUUCGACUCUAUUCGUAGCCGUUUUGGGCGCCUGUCCAACCUGGAGCAGAAGAGUGGGCAGGGCGCCGCCAAGGAGCUGACGGAGAGGGAGAGGUGGAUUGUGGCUAAUUUCCAGUUCCUGCGGCCACAUAUCAUUCGGCAGCGGCGUACCACUACCAUUGGCCUUUCUCAGUCCACUCCUGCGGUGCCUUCGAGCACCCCUGCGAGGUCCACUGAGGUGUCUGUGGCUGGGUCUUCAAGCACUUCUAACCCCACCCCGGGAGCCCCUCCUGACGAAGUGGUACCCGCGUUAGACCGCCCACGUCCCACUGCAGCGAGGGCGAAACAGGAGAGUAGGGACAGCAUCCUGGAACAGGUAGGAAAAAGGUUAAUGAUACAAAUUUUAUUCCCUUGGCAUAACUGA
Eriocheir sinensis (Chinese mitten crab) is the source of this 574-nucleotide messenger RNA. RefSeq lists its product as uncharacterized. Gene Ontology annotation, biological process: regulation of transcription by RNA polymerase II. The record is from RefSeq and is a predicted model, not a curated record. The coding region runs from base 23 to 574 and encodes 183 amino acids. The transcript is spliced from 2 exons. Gene Ontology annotation, cellular component: transcription regulator complex; nucleus. Lineage: Eukaryota; Metazoa; Arthropoda; Malacostraca; Decapoda; Varunidae.